This is a messenger RNA of Hevea brasiliensis (rubber tree), 2010 nucleotides long. Its product is annotated as cell division control protein 6 homolog B. Bases 132 to 1715 code for a protein of 527 amino acids. Gene Ontology annotation, molecular function: ATP hydrolysis activity; DNA replication origin binding. The record is from RefSeq and is a predicted model, not a curated record. Gene Ontology annotation, cellular component: nucleus. Gene Ontology annotation, biological process: mitotic DNA replication checkpoint signaling; DNA replication initiation; cell division. The transcript is spliced from 17 exons. Lineage: Eukaryota; Viridiplantae; Streptophyta; Magnoliopsida; Malpighiales; Euphorbiaceae.
UUACCUUUUCCCGCUAAAACACCUAAAAUUUUUCUCCCUCUUUUUUCUUAUUUACAGCUCGCCAAAACCCCCCUUUCUUAUUUUUGAUUUUCUCUCCAUCCAAACGUAAUUCAGUUUUUUUCAACUGCACAAUGCCUUCAAUCGCAGCGUGCAAUUCUUCUCCCCACAAGGUAAUGGUGCCCGUCAAAUCGGAAAAGCCCAGCGAGAUCUCUCCAUCCAAUGCUCAAUCAACCACGCCUCAGAAGCGGAAGUUGAGAUCUAACGGACCGCUGGUGCAGGAAACCCUGGUAUCUUCACUGGUGAAGCGGAAAUCGCCUCGUCGAUGCUUGAAUUCCAGCCCUAUUUCCCCUGCAAUUGAAAUUGAGAAGGAUUCUAGCAAACAGCAAGAGAAAACGUGCGAAAUCCCACCAAAGAAAUUGCACGAUAAUUUCACAGGCAAACCGAGUUGGAAUCCUAGAGAUAUAGGGCAAAUUAGUGCACUGAAAGAGGCUUUGCAUGUAUCAACUGCUCCAUCUGUUGUUGUGUGCCGUGAGGAUGAGCAGAAAAGGAUUUUUGAUUUCUGUAAGGCGUGUAUAGAACAGGAAAAGGCUGGAAGUUUAUAUGUGUGCGGGUGCCCUGGGACGGGGAAGUCAUUAUCAAUGGAGAAAGUGAAGCAACAUUUGGUUGAUUGGGCUAAAGAGAUGGGUUUAAAGUGUCCAGAUAUGUUGAGCAUGAAUUGUACUUCUCUAGCAAAUAUAUCGGAGAUUUUCAGCAAGAUAAUGGGCAAAAACCUCCCAAGAAAGAGAAUAAAUGGAUCUGCUUCACCUCUACAACAUAUUCAGAACUUGUAUUCUCAACAGCAGCAGUCAUCUGGCUCAAACAUGACGUUAAUAGUUGCUGAUGAGUUGGAUUACUUGAUCACUAAAGACAGAGGUGUCCUUCAUGAUCUUUUCAUGCUUACAACUUUCCCUUUUUCUCGAUGUAUAUUAAUAGGCAUAGCAAAUGCCAUAGAUCUAGCAGAUCGUUUUCUUCCAAGACUUCAGUCAAUGAAUUGCAAGCCUAUGGUUGUGAAUUUUAGAGCCUAUUCAAAGGAUCAAAUCCUCAGAAUACUUAAGGAGAGGCUGAUGGCACUACCUUGGACUGUUUUUCACCCACAAGCAUUGGAGCUCUGUGCCAGAAAAGUUGCAGCUGCUUCUGGAGACAUGAGGAAAGCACUAUGUGUUUGCAGGAGCGCAAUUGAGAUUCUAGAAGGAGAAUUGAGAGAAUCUGCAAGCAAUCUGAGUUCAUCUGCAGUGGAGAAUGAGUUGCCCCAUCCACAAACAGCGCCAGCUUGUGAAUUCUUUAAAAAGCAGGAAUCCAUGAUUGUGGGAAUUGAUCACAUGGCUGUUGCUUUGUCAAAAGCAUAUAGAUCACCUAUAGUGGACACCAUUCAAUCUCUUCCUCAGCAUCAACAAAUGAUUCUAUGUGCUGCUGUGAAGUUUUUCCGAGGAGGAAAGAAGGAUACCGUCAUAGGAGAGCUGAACAAAUCUUACAUAGACGUAUGCAAGUCAACAAUGAUACCACCAGUUGGAGUUUUGGAAUUUUUGAGCAUGUGUCAAGUGUUAAAUGACCAGGGGAUUCUCAAACUGGGUCAGUGUCGUGAUGAUAAAUUGAGAAGACUGAACCUAAAAAUAGAUGCAGCUGACAUCACAUUCGCAUUGCAGGGUGUCCGUUUCUUUCGGAAUUGUCUUCAAUGAUUCUGUUAAGUAGAUGUACUCGUUCUGGUUCAACUUGGAAUUUAAUGGCUGUUGAUCAUUAGGCUUUCCGCCAAAUCCAGAUUAAAGCUGUCAGCAUGUUAACAAGUUUGAUGACAAACAUUUGGGUUCUUACAUGCCAAAACAUAGAAGAUGGUAAUCAUUUUCCAGCAACCUAGAGGGUUUUUACCUGCAGACAUAUCGACGCAAGAUUAAUUCAUUACAUAAUUUGUAAUUAGUCACACUUUUUUAAUGUUAAUAAAUGGGCUAUGGUUAUGUUCUCUGUUCCUUCAAUAAA